AUGCUGGCAUGGCCGGCUCAAGCUGCCAGGCCCUACCUCGCAACCUGGCCUGAGGGCAGGUCUGCAUCUUCCCGCACAGCGGGGUUCAGGGAGGGAGCCGCAGCCCUAGCAACCUCCGCGCUUGUGCAGCGUUUGCACACGCUGCGCCGGCGCCGGCUAAAGCGCAGUGCCUUUUUAGUGAGAGCCUGGGCGCAGCCACCUCGACGGGUUUUCGCUUCUCGGGAGGUCGAGAUGGAUGGCGUGCAGGUUGUCGGCUACGACUUGGACUACACCCUGGUGCACUAUCGGCUCAAGGCCUGGGAGGGCAAGGUCUAUGCGCAGUGCAAAGAGAUCCUGAGGAAGCAAGGAUUUGACGUGGAGGGCUUGAACUUCGACCCGGAGCUUGUCAUCCGUGGCCUGGUGAUCGACUCCAAGCUAGGGAAUAUUGUGAAAGUAGAUCGCUACGGCUAUGUCAGAAAG
Molecule: messenger RNA, 459 nt
Organism: Effrenium voratum
Lineage: Eukaryota; Dinophyceae; Suessiales; Symbiodiniaceae
Source: the annotation of a GenBank genome assembly